Punica granatum (pomegranate) is the source of this 1950-nucleotide messenger RNA. The record is from RefSeq and is a predicted model, not a curated record. NCBI's taxonomy places the organism in Eukaryota, Viridiplantae, Streptophyta, Magnoliopsida, Myrtales, Lythraceae.
AAAGGCAUUCACCACAAUAAUAUCUAAUUGUCAUAUCUCCCUCGCACCGAGCUCCUCGUCUUCUAUAACAAACUAUUCUGGCUGGGGGAAUUCCGUCCUAAUUCCAUGGAAAACAAUGCGUCCAAUGGGGCAUCCGCUUUGGCAGUUCUCCUUACUGUACUAUCUCUUGUUUUUGGUUUUCUUGCUGCCCUGAGAAGGUGGAGGAAUACUGCUGACCCUGUGCUGCCACCGGGCCUUCGAGGCUUGCCAUUAGUGGGGUACCUGAUCCCAUUCCUCAGGCAGCACCUUCAUCGGGAGUUUGCAAAGUUGGCUGAGAUAUACGGGCCCAUCUACAAACUCUGGCUCGGAAACAAGCUGUGGGUGGUCAUUAGCUCGCCGUCCCUAGCCAAAGAAAUCAGUCGUGAUCAGGAUGUAGUGUUUGCUAACCGGGAUGCAACCAUUGCUGCAUCAGCCGUGACAUUUGGUGGAAAAGACAUAGCGUUUGCCGAUUAUGGACCAUACUGGAGGAAGAUGCGGAAGAUAUUUGUGCGAGAGAUGAUGAGCAGCUCGAGCCUUGAUGCCUGUUACAGUUUAAGGAAAGAGGAAGUGAAGAAGUGCAUUAAUAAUUUACACAGCAACGCAGGCUCGCCGGUAGACCUUGGGCAACUUUCACUUUUCCUUCUGAUCAACUCGAUAAUGGCGAUGUUGUGGGGGCAUACAGGGGAGGGGGACAAAAGGGAGAGCCUUAACUUGGAGUUCCAGCAGACGGUGGCAGAGAUGAUGGUGCUUCUGGGGAAAGCGAAUAUUUCAGACAUUUUCCCAGCGCUUGCGAGGUUCGAUGCCCAAGGAGUGGAGAGGAAGGCCAAAAGUUGCCAUCGGCGAAUAGACAGUUUCCUCGAUUCGAUAAUCGAUCGUGCCAUUGAAGGAGCAGCUAUCGAGAAACAAGCGGGACACGGUGAGAGAAAGAAAGAUAUCUUGCAGCUCUUCUUAGACCUUGAUAUUGAUGGUGAUGAGGAUAAUCGGACGUCAACCACUAAGAAUCGAGAAAUCAAAGCCAUUCUGACUGAUAUCCUCGUGGGUGGUACUGAUACCACGUCAACUAUGGUGGAAUGGGUCAUGUCUGAACUGUUGCAGCAUAAAGCAGUGUCAGAGAAAGUAAUGGAGGAAUUGACAGAAGUUGUCGGAAUGAACAACAUGGUUGAAGAGCACGACUUGCCUAAGUUGACAUAUCUCGAUGCUGUCAUUAAGGAGACAUUUCGUUUGCACCCGCCAUUGCCCUUGCUGGUGCCUCGAUGCCCAAGUCAAUCGGCUACCAUAGGCGGGUACAAGAUCCCAAAGGGUUCCAAGGUGUUCAUAAAUAUCUGGGCCAUUCAAAGAGACCCUCAAUUAUGGGAGAAUCCGUUGCAGUUCAAGCCAGAGAGAUACCUGGAAAAUCCGGGCUUUGAUUUUUCCGGCAACAACUUCAUUUUCCUACCUUUUGGUUCUGGUAGGAGGAUCUGUGCUGGGGUUCCAUUAGCUGAAAGGAUGCUCAAAUAUGUGUUAGCUGCUUUGCUGCACUCCUUCGAUUGGGAGUUACCUGAAGGCACGGAGCUUGAGUUUUCAGACAAGUUCGGGAUAGUUGUAAAGAAAGUGAAGCCGUUGGUUGCCAUCCCUAGGCCAAAGCUGUCCAAGCCAGAGCUCUAUCAGUGAAGGCUGUCCAGGGCUUCAGGUCAAAACUUGAGGACUCCAUCAGCAUUAUUGUUGGGAUAAUGUCUCAGAGGAGCUGCACUUUUAUCUAUUUAUUCAAAUGUUUAUCUUAGUUUGUUAGUCUCUUAUUUAGCAUCAAUGUAAUGGCAGUUAUUGCCUUUUCUUUGUACGUGUGAAGCCAUGUGUUUGGCAGUUACUUUUUUGCUUUGCUUAGUGUUUUGUGUAUUUUACUUGUAUUGCGAGACGAUUAUGUUUUUAUGACAGCAAUUUCCAUUUCCAUUCUUA